AUGGGAGUAAUAAAGGAUGGAACAAUCUCAGGGGUUGUAUCAGAACCUCGAGGAUUUUUGGUGCAUUAUCCUGCGUAUCCUUCGUCUAUCUCUCGAGCUGUUGACACUCUUGGCGGAAUUCAAGGCAUCGUCAAGGCUCGCAGUUCACAAUCAAACAGAUUAGAGUUCCGUUUCCGUCCCGAAGACCCGUAUUCACACCCUGCAUUUGGGGAGCUUCGUCCCACCAACUCUCUGCUUCUCAAAAUUUCGAAAAGAAAGUCUCCAUGUGUUCAUGAUGUCGGAGAAGCUUCCAGCAGCUCUGGAGUGAAAAAUGGGGAGCAAGAAAAUCAACCGGAAAGUGAGCGCAAUCAAGAGGAAAGUCUGUGCGCUGAUAUCUUUGCUCGAGUUUCCGAAGCUUAUUUUUUUGAUGGUUAG
This is a messenger RNA of Sphenostylis stenocarpa, 414 nucleotides long. The record is from the annotation of a GenBank genome assembly. NCBI's taxonomy places the organism in Eukaryota, Viridiplantae, Streptophyta, Magnoliopsida, Fabales, Fabaceae.